AUGAAGGCCGCAGUCGCAACCAUCGCUCUCGUCAUCCUGGCUCUCGGCUGGACCUCUGAGGCUGUGCAGGUCCAAGAGAAUGGAUUGUCUUUCUCUCUGGAGGCAGUGAAGAGGCUCCAGGCGCUGGCAGAAAGCAGCGGUUGGACAGGACAACAAAACCCACGCGUCAGGAUGAGCACAGUGUCCUUUUGUGCCAACCCCUUGCUCCCACAGGAGUUCAUGCCGCUCUGUAAGCAGAGAGGUGCAUCCGCAUCUCUGGCCAGACUAGUUAUGGUUCCCAUGGACAUCUGUGACAUCUGCGCCUUUGCUGCCUGCACUGGUUGCUAAACAAACCCAGCAAGCCAGAAACAUCUUGUCCAGUUUAAGAUUUGUGAUUUAUUCUCCUCCCUUUCAAAACUGUUUCAGGGAAAUUCUGAAAUUUUUUGCCCGUAAUGAUGCAACGAUGACUUUUUGAUCCCUGAAUACAGAG
Molecule: messenger RNA, 469 nt
Organism: Thunnus maccoyii (southern bluefin tuna)
Lineage: Eukaryota; Metazoa; Chordata; Actinopteri; Scombriformes; Scombridae
Product: guanylin-like
Exons: 3
Coding region: 1-327 (108 amino acids)
Cellular component (GO): extracellular region
Molecular function (GO): guanylate cyclase activator activity
Source: RefSeq, a predicted model, not a curated record